UCUCAAUGCCUGUGUUGACUCACUACUACAGUGAUACUAUGGCACAGCGCUUCUGAUACCGUCUGAUUCAUUCUGUGGCGGUACAGGCAGCCAGCAGACCAUUCUCCAUGAGGAGCAGUAGAAGAUGCCGGCUCUGCCAGCACUGCUGCUGUCAAUACACUUCCUCUCCUUCCUGCUAGUUACCAUGUCGCCACGCUCCCUCAGUCAGGCCCCCCUGCUCUCCUCCGUCCGGAUGGCUGCAAUCCUGGAUGACCAGUCUGUGUGUGGGCGUGGGGAGCGGCUGGCGCUGGCCCUGGCCAGGGAGAACAUCAACAGCGUGAUGGAGGGUCCGGCCCGAGCCCGCGUGGAGGUGGACAUAUAUGAGCUGCAAAAAGACUCCCAGUACGACACUACAGACACCAUGUGUCAGAUUCUACCCAAAGGCGUUGUCUCUGUGAUAGGUCCCGCCUCCAGCCCCGCCUCUGGCUCUACUGUCAGUCACAUAUGUGGGGAGAAGGAGAUUCCUCAUGUAAAAAUUGGACCAGAGGAAACUCCUCGCCUGCCGUACCUGCGCUUUGCCUCUGUUACUUUGUACCCUAGCAACGAGGACCUGAGCCUGGCCAUAGGAGCCAUCUUGCGCUCAUUCAGCUACCCCUCAGCCAGCCUGGUCUGCGCCAAGGCUGAGUGCCUGCUGAGAUUGGAGGAACUGGUCCGCCGCUUUCUCAUCUCUCGGGAGACCCUGUCAGUCAGGAUGCUAGAUGACAACCUGGACCCUACGCCGCUGCUGAAGGAGAUCCGAGACGACAAAGUGGCCACGAUCAUCAUUGACGCCAAUGCCUCUGUCUCCUAUCUCAUCCUCAAGAAGGCAUCAGAGCUAGGGAUGACAUCAGCAUUUUAUAAGUACAUCCUCACCACAAUGGACUUCCCCCUACUGAGACUGGAUGACAUAGUCGAUGAGCAGUCCAACAUUGUCGGCUUCUCCAUGUUUAACACCACCCAUCCUUUCUACUUGGAGUUCAUCCGGAGCCUCAACCUGUCUUGGAGGGAGGGCUGUGACCUGACGUAUCCGGGCCCUGCGCUUUCGUCAGCGCUGAUGUUUGAUGCGGUGCACGUGGUGGUGGGGGCGGUGAGGGAAUUGAACCGCAGUCAGGAAAUUGGAGUGAAGCCACUCAGCUGCACCUCACCUCAGAUCUGGCAACACGGGACCAGUCUUAUGAACUAUCUGCGCAUGGUGGAGUACGAUGGUCUGACAGGGCGAGUGGAGUUCAACAGCAAAGGUCAGAGGACCAACUACACCCUGCGGAUCCUGGAGAAACACAGAGGAGGCCACAAAGAGAUCGGAAUCUGGUACUCAAACAACACCCUGGCAAUGAACUCCACUAGUCUGGAUAUUAAUGUCUCGGAGACGUUGGCAAACAAGACCCUGAUUGUCACCACCAUACUGGAAAACCCAUAUGUGAUGCGUAAAGACAACUACCAAGAAUUCCAGGGAAAUGACCAGUAUGAAGGCUUCUGUGUUGACAUGCUGAGGGAACUGGCAGACAUCUUGAAAUUCUCCUUCAAGAUCAAGCUGGUGGAUGAUGGCCUGUAUGGGGCCCCAGAGCCCAACGGCUCUUGGACUGGCAUGGUUGGAGAGCUAAUCAACAGGAAAGCAGACCUGGCUGUGGCAGGUUUCACCAUCACAUCAGAAAGAGAGAAAGUUAUUGACUUCUCUAAGCCGUUCAUGACCCUGGGGAUCAGCAUCUUGUACAGAGUUCAACUGGGUCGGAAGCCCGGUUAUUUCUCCUUCCUCGAUCCCUUCUCUCCAGCCGUCUGGCUCUUCAUGUUACUCGCCUACCUGGCUGUCAGCUGUGUGCUCUUCCUGGCUGCAAGGUUAAGCCCCUAUGAGUGGUACAACCCUCACCCAUGUCUGCGAGAGCGCAGAGACAUGCUGGAAAACCAGUACACUCUGGGAAACAGCUUGUGGUUCCCUGUUGGAGGCUUCAUGCAGCAAGGUUCAGAAAUAAUGCCCAGAGCCUUAUCCACCAGAUGUGUUAGUGGAGUGUGGUGGGCAUUUACUCUGAUCAUCAUCUCCUCCUACACGGCCAACCUGGCAGCCUUCUUGACUGUCCAGCGGAUGGAGGUUCCCAUAGAGUCUCCGGACGAUUUGGCCGAUCAGACCAACAUUGAGUACGGCACGAUCCACGGAGGGAGCACCAUGACCUUCUUUAUGAACUCAAGGUACCAGACCUACCAGCGCAUGUGGAACUACAUGAACUCCAAGCAGCCGAGUGUAUUUGUGAAAAGCACAGAGGAAGGCAUCGCCCGCGUGCUCAACUCCAAGUAUGCCUUCCUAAUGGAGAGCACUAUGAACGAAUAUCACCGUGGCCUGAACUGUAAUCUCACACAGAUCGGAGGCCUGCUGGACACCAAGGGCUACGGCAUUGGCAUGCCACUGGGAUCUCCGUUCAGAGAUGAGAUCACACUGGCCAUCCUCCAGCUGCAGGAGAAUAACAGACUGGAGAUACUGAAGAGGAGGUGGUGGGAGGGAGGCCAAUGUCCCAAAGAGGAGGACCACCGUGCCAAGGGUCUGGGCAUGGAGAACAUUGGGGGCAUCUUCGUGGUGCUGAUCUGUGGCCUCAUUAUCGCUGUGUUUGUGGCCAUUAUGGAGUUUGUGUGGUCGACACGCCGCUCGGCAGAGACUGAUGAGGUAUGCCCCCAUACCUGCCCUCGCCGACCCCACAGACACACCCCAGUGUCUGUCUGUCAGGAGAUGAUCACAGAGUUCAGAAACGCCGUUUCUUGUAAAAAGAGCUCCCGUAUGCGCCGCAGACGGCCCCUGAGCAGCUCGGCAGCCUUGCGCCACCCUACCCGCAUCGCUCUGGGGGCCCCUCGGCCCCUGCGCUUGGUCCGGGAGAUGCGGCUUAGCAACGGCAAGCUGUACAGUGGAGCUGGCCCCCUGACAGGUGGAGCUGGAGGAACGGGGCAGCCAGAUCUGGGGCCUGGGCCCCAAAGGAUCCUAGAUGAUCCACUUGGAGCAAACACCACCCCACCUCCACCUGCCCCUACCCCUGUGAUGCUGCCUGCCCGCAGCUGCACUCAUGUGAGGAUCUGUCAAGAGUGCAGAAGGAUCCAGAGCCUGAGAUCAGGUAGCAGUAUAGGAUCAACGUCAACAAGAAUACCACCUUCAUCUGCCCCCCUGCCCCGGAUACCACCACCCCCACCCCCAUCCUCCUCCAACACAGACAGUGAGGGUGGAGGGGUGCCCAGCCCAAGGCGACUACAUCACAGCCCCCCAGCUCAUGCCCCUCGACCCAUUCCACCUCCACAGAGCAGCAACUCCACAGACCUACUGGGGGACCAGGACUGAGGCUUGAAGCAGUGAGUUCGAGGUGGCAGGGUGAGAUACAUGGUUGAGGGACAUUUGUGUUGUCUAGAAAAACAAUAUUUCCACAGAUCAAGUUCACAUGAGAACUUAAAGGUUUGAGAUGAAGGAGGAACAGAGAAAAAAACAAAAACAGAGUUGAACUCAUGACAAGGCCAGCCAACACAAAGAGAGAUGACCUUCAAAAGGAUAAGAAAUGUGGAGAAAACCAAGACUUCAUCCAGUCAACCUUCAGAACUAAAGACACAGAACUGGCUGUGAGGUGGUCAUCGGUUCAGCAUCUGUAUUCAGCUCAGAAGAACAGUUCAGUUUGGAUAAGUCAGAGAAAAAAAAUGCACAUGACCACAUUUCAGUGCCCAGUGGCCUCCUUUUGUCUCCUUACUCCCCUCUCACGUCACUUCUAAUUUGAAGGUGCUGGUUUUCUUUCACAGACACUUCACUGGAAGCUAACUGGCCCUUUACUGAAAUGAAGCUUUGCUGGAUGACAUACUGUCUUUGUAUGUGAUUUUAAAAAGCAACUGAAAGACUUCCAGAGAAAUAUUUACUGAUGGCUUUUUUUUUUUCCUUUUGUUGUCUUUUUGUUACCAUUGUUCAAAGUGGGAAUUUCAGAGUUAAAUACAGACUAUGUGUGACAUUAUGGUGGAUUAUAACAUACCAAGAAACUUGACAACAGCUAAUUGUGUUCAAGAGUUUUGUGUCCCUCCCUGUGCCCCAUAGCUGCUUUUUGGAUGGGAUCAGGGAAGCUGGAUGAAACAACUUCAAGGCAACGUAAUGCAAACAGUAGCAGAGAAAACUGUUGGUCUGCCUUUCUUUACACUGUGUGUGCGUGUGUAAAAUUUGUGCUUCCUGUAAGUUUGUCUGUAACUGCUCAAAACGAGGAGAAUCAUGUACCCAGCAACAGCUCCUUUCUACCAAUGUUAGAUAUUCAGUCACAAAAAGGGAGAGAGAGAGAGUGCGAGCGAACAAGAGGCUUUGAAAUGUGAAAUUAAUGUCCCUCGUUAUCCCGGGUAACGCUUGCCAAGCCCUUACUUCUUUUCACCUCUGUUCACACCAUGUAGACAAGAUAGAAAGACUGGGCAAACCAGAGACAGAGAGGCAAGAUAGAGAAGAAGAGAAAAAGAGGAGGUGGAAAGAGCCAGACAGUAAAAAAAAGGACACUACAGAAUUUGAAUAAGAAUUCCCUCACUGAACUAUUUCCAUUAUUAGAUCUGUCCUGAUCUGUUAAUUCUGGGCAUCUUUUAAGGGGCUUGUUAAUGCGCCAACAGGCUGUAGCUGCGGCUUCCUUCCUUCUCUCUGUUCGACAGACUGACUUGGCCGUCCACAGUAGCGGCUCCUGCCAGUAUGAUAGAUUCAACACAGCCUUGUCAAUACUGUCUCAAGCUUUUGAUCACCUAAUUACUCCCCUAACUGACUGGGGACUCAUUCGGGAGGGGGGGGGGGGGGCACGAAUACAGGCAAACAUGCUGAUAAAUAGAUGUAGGAGAAAUGUUUUCUCUCUGGCUGGGAAUCGAAUCUCUUUUAAUUAUGUUGUUAAUGUUAUAGCCUUACAGUUCUACGAAACUCCAGUGAAAACAAACUCUAGUGAAUAAGCAACGUGUGCCUAAAGGGGAAAAAUACUGGUGGGUUUGCAUGUUUUGCCCUUUUGCUUAAAACUUUUAAGUUUUUACUCAACAUACAGUAACUUCAUCGACCAGUUUCCAGCAACCAGCACACUGCUUUCAAGCACCAAAUAACUGUGGCAUGAAAAUCAAGAAAGCGAAUGCGUUGCAUACAGAGGAUAUCAGAAGUGCGUGUUUCUUUUUAAUUGUCAACAAAUUCCUGUUGAACUAAGGGACAUGUUCCUGCAAUACAUGACAGUGUAUUAUUCUUUAAUUCACUCUCACAUGGACCGUUUUAUUGCCGUAAAUACUCACUAAAACAACCAGUGCCUGAAAAUAGUCCCCUAAUAAAUACACCCUUUACUAUUCUUUCUCCUACAUCUGCUCAAAGCUGCAGUGACCAGCUGUGAUGCCUUUUUAAAAUGGGAUUGCACUUGUGCCAGAUUUAAAGAUACAGGCAAUGUUUCCUCAUCCUCUAUCCUUCAUCUGUUUGUGGGUAGCGCUAUCAUCGUAUUCACUCAGAUACAGUUUAGUGUUUGCCCUGUUGCUGUUUAAGUAAAAAAAAAAAACAACAAAAAAACAGAUCAGAUCAGUUUUAUGUCAACAGUAAAUCCAAUUAUUUACAUGAAUGCAUGGCGGGCAGCAAGCAUGUUGCUCUCAUUACAUCAAAUGUAGACAUAAUUCAUUUUAUAUGCUGCCACAGUAUACCGUAUGUACCUCUGCUGAACAGUUCAUCUUCAUAUUACGUUUGCAUGAUUAAUGCAGACAUAUUACUCAGAAUGUUGAUGUUCCAUUAUUAUCGUGUGCUGCAUUUGCAUUUUCUACAGGUCAGUGACUCAGUGUGCACUGAACCUGUUGCCCAGUCAGUUCCCAAAUUAAUCCUUGCCGAAUGAUUCACUACUUAGUGGACUGGGGGGGAGUUCGAUACACCCACUUAGUUGUGGUUGGUGUACUUACAGUGACAGUUGUAAUAAAGUCUUUCUGGAACACCAACAGUCAAGAUUUAAGAGUUAGCCAAUGUAACGUUUAUAGUAUAAGACAGCGCCCAUGUUUUCUUAUUGGGUUUCUUCACAGAUUGAUUUCCUGACAGAGUUUAUGAAUGUAAUGCUUUAGAAGCUUAUUCUUAAUUAUUGGAAACCACAGUGUCCCUGCUCCCUGCAAGUAUCUGCGCCCUUUUUGUCUCCCUCUUGCCUCUAGUUUGGGAUUGUCAUUUUCCAGUGUACAUAUGUGCAUAAAACCCCAAUUGUUGCAUCUUCCAAAUCCCACCUGCAGCAGCCCAUAUCCAGCAGUAAUGCAAAGUCUAUGAGAUAACGUGCAAAGCCACCAGUUCACCCUUGACAAAUCCCUCAGAGAAAUGAAGGCAUUGUUGUCUAGGCUAACAUUGCAUUGCUAUAUAAUGUUAUUCAUUUUGCAAGGAAGCAGAUUUGUUGACAGUGUUGUGCUCCAGAUAACGAAUGAUAACAUUGUUUGCACACAUUAUGCCGUUUCUCUGAAUGAUUGCUGUCAGCAGAAGCAGGCUUGAUUUGAUGCCUCUCUCUCUCUUCCCCUUUCUUUCUUCCUCUGUUUACUUCUGCCUUUGUGUCCAGAUUGCUGACAGGAGCCAACCUUUUCCACAAAUCUUCACAGCGCACACAAACAAUAACACACUCAUCCACGAUGUCUCCGUCUCCGAUUCCUUUGUUGUCUAAAGUGUGUAAACCCACUGGUUGUUUGUUGUUUUCAAAGUUGUGUUCAGAGUUUUUUUUUUUUUUAAAUGGCUUCUUUGGUUCGUACAAGUUCUGGAAACCUGAUAUGUGACAGUACCACACAGCCAUCAAGUGGCCACAAACAGCUUCAAACCAUCAGCUGAAAGCAUUUACAAGCUGCAAAGCAUUACUGUGGAGAGGAAAGAGGAGGGUACAAGCCCUAAAAAAGCCAAAAUAUUGCUAGUAUUAAUCUAAAUGGGAAGGGAGGGUCACAAAACAAGUCAAAUGGGGUGUCUGAACAUUCACUCCACGAAACAAACAUUUGUUUACUUUUCUGUUGUUUUCUUUGGUAUUUUUUCAUAUUUCUAUACUAGUGCUAAAUGGAUUAUUAAAACUGAUGAAUAUUAUGAUGAAAUUGUUAUUAUUCCUAUUGAAGAGUGAGAGGCUCUUUGGUGUGCGUGUGGGUGAAGGGUGGAGGAUGGGAGGUGUUGGGAUGAAGGUGAAAUGAUGUUCUUCAGAGAGACCGCCCUGUUGUUCAAACCUA
Archocentrus centrarchus (flier cichlid) is the source of this 7170-nucleotide messenger RNA. It is a transcript of the gene grik5, whose product is annotated as glutamate receptor, ionotropic, kainate 5. Gene Ontology annotation, biological process: monoatomic ion transport. Gene Ontology annotation, cellular component: membrane. NCBI's taxonomy places the organism in Eukaryota, Metazoa, Chordata, Actinopteri, Cichliformes, Cichlidae. The transcript has 20 exons. Bases 125 to 3328 code for a protein of 1067 amino acids. The record is from RefSeq and is a predicted model, not a curated record. Gene Ontology annotation, molecular function: ligand-gated monoatomic ion channel activity; signaling receptor activity.